AGUGAACUUCUGCGCUCUGCUCGCUGUCAUGCAGGUGGAAUUCAGUCCAACCGAGUGAUUCAGUCAACAUCAGGACAGACAUCCAGUUUGAAGAGAGCUUCUGUCCAACCCUGACUUCAUCUCCGAGCAUCACAUACACAGUUUACCUCAACACAGACAUGGCAUCAUCAGCACGACCGAGGGAUUUGAACAGCAAGCAGAUCGGAUGCAUUUAAACGACGAAUCUUCAGAGAGACUCGCAUGAUGCUCAGGUUGUCUGUCUUUCCCACGGAUAUAGGCUGCGUUUGGGAAAGAAAACAGUCGUGUGAAUGUUUAGAAUAUUAAUAAGUAGAUCCUUUAAUCAUGGAGGAGAGCAAUACCUGUGAGUCAGUCCCAGAUUUAAAGGAUCUGGAGUUAAAAGUGGGGAGAAAGACCCCAGAGGGUCUCCUGAAGUGGAUGAGAGAGGACCACAAAAUGACCUCUCAUCAUCAGACAGACAAUAAUGAGACAGAGAAGAAAGGACUGGAUGAGAAGAUCCGAAAACUUAAAAUGGAGAUGGCUCAUCUACGAGCAGCAGACGUCAAGAUCUUGAACCAGUUGCUAGCACUGCAUGAGGGCAUCGAGGCAGUGAAAUGGCUCCUGGAAGAGCGUGGCACGCUCACUAGCCACUGCAGUAGCCUGACCAGCAGCCAGUACAGCUUAGGGGAAGGUCCUGACACCUCCUGGAGAGGCAGCUGGAGCAGUCUGCAGGACCCACAUGACAAGUUGGACAACAUUUCCAUUGGCAGCUAUCUGGACACAUUAGCUGAUGAUCUAGAUGAGUACUGCCCCUCCAGUGGGACUGAUUCAAAACUGUGUGCCGCCCCUAUAGGGACAGAUGGCUCCAGAAGUACUGGAGGAGGCAUGGGCAGUUCCACUGGAUCUGUAAUCAGAUCUCCACAAGUCAAAUCCGAUGCUCUUAAAGAAGAAGCUCAGGUUUGGAAUAAAGCGUCUGAGACAGCGAGACCAUACCAACCCAACAAGACCAAUGGAAUCCUGGACAAAUCAGUAAAGCAAAUGGUCAGCGCAGAUUCGGCCAGGGCCUGUCUCGCUGAGAAGCUGGGGAAGAGUCUGAGCCCUAAAGUGAAACCCUAUAAGAAUGGCAAAGUUGAGCUGGAGAGUUGCAAAAUGAAUGGCAAAGUUCAACUGGAGUAUGACGCACACUGGCGCUGGGUGCAGUCGCAGGAUGAUGUGACUUUUUUGUGAUACUAUAUGAUUAGGAAGCCAAAGGUGUUGUUGGAAGAUUUGUCAGGUCCUCUAUUCACCACUGAGCUUUUGUUUGCAGGCUUAGAGCUUUGAUUAUUUUGAGGUUAAGAGGUCAGAAAUGGAAAAGAAGCUUAGACCUGUGUGUGUGUGUGUGUGUG
Messenger RNA from Pimephales promelas (fathead minnow), 1382 nucleotides. It is a transcript of the gene lurap1, whose product is annotated as leucine rich adaptor protein 1. Gene Ontology annotation, biological process: positive regulation of canonical NF-kappaB signal transduction; positive regulation of cytokine production. Lineage: Eukaryota; Metazoa; Chordata; Actinopteri; Cypriniformes; Leuciscidae. The record is from RefSeq and is a predicted model, not a curated record.